This is a messenger RNA of Rhizoctonia solani, 630 nucleotides long. RefSeq lists its product as uncharacterized. NCBI's taxonomy places the organism in Eukaryota, Fungi, Basidiomycota, Agaricomycetes, Cantharellales, Ceratobasidiaceae. The coding region runs from base 1 to 630 and encodes 209 amino acids. The record is from RefSeq and is a predicted model, not a curated record. The transcript has 3 exons.
AUGUCGCAGUCCGGUUCUCUCGCGCUCAGCUCAUGGAUACCCGACUUGGUUACGCCUCACCCCAAUUCUUGGGUCGCAUUCAUUGCUUCAAUAUUUCGCGUUAUGGCAUAUAUGAUCCUUGCACCGAUAAUUAUCCUCACCAUCACGGAUAUUGCUGCAUGGGCAAUUGCACGCACUCUAGGAGCAAGUUUAGAUAGCGAUUCUAAUACGACCCAGAAACCAAAAGAGGCUCGCCUUGAUCACAUUGUGCAACCGGCCACCAAAACCGGCGAACGAGCCGAAAUCGCAAAAGUAGAUCUGGUACCCCAACUUGAAUUACCUCACUCGCCCUCCACUUUUGCCACAGAUUUGCGGUUUACGACCCCCGGGGAAGCCAACUACGAACUCUCGGGGUUAUUCUCGCCACCUAUUUCACGUGCCGGCUCACCGGGUAUAUCACUGUCAUCUCAUCGACUGAGGUCUUUCAGCACGAGCUUGUCUGCUGCGGGAUCAGAUAGUGAAGGUGCUAUCGGCGAAGGGAGAAUAAAUAAGAGGCACGGUUUAGGCAUGACGCCCAUGGAUGACGGGUUGCGCGCUUCGAAUGGGGACAUGACCAGGCGGCGAGCAGCCCGAAGUUCAUCUGAAUCAUGA